AGAACUUCCAACAGGCUCUGAAGUUGCACAGAAAUGCAACUUCCCGAGGAGUGACUUGUCUCCGGCAGGUUUUCAUCCGUCUUAUAUGCCAUCUCUCGUGAGACGACAUACCCACGAUCCACUGCUCUUAUCCCAAUGACAACCUCAUCAUGCGUCUUCAGGGUAUUCUCCUCUCGGCUGCCCUCGCAGCAGCCUCACUCGCCGACGUGGACGUCGCCAUCAUCGGCGCCGGCUUAUCCGGCCUGUCAGCCGCCAAAGACCUCGCCGCGGCCGGCAAAUCCUUUGCCAUUCUUGAAGCCCGCGAUCGCGUUGGAGGUCGAGUCCUAAAUGUCGAGUUGCCCGGGGGUAUUGUCGAGGAGGUAGGGGCAGAAUUCGUCGGUCCGACCCAGGAUCGUGUCCUGGCACUUGCAGCCGAGCUCGGGUUGACCACGUAUCCCACUUACAACACGGGGAAUUGCACCUUGCUGCGAAAUGACACGGUGACCAACUAUCCUUGCGAUCUGGGGAGUGGUGGAUUGCCUCCUGUGGACAUGGAGGCGUUGAUCGAGCUGGUCACUCUCCAGCAACGGCUCAACACCCUGGCUGCUGAACUUGAUGUGCAGUCACCAUGGAACCACAUCAACGCUUCAAUAUUGGAUAGCAUGACGGUGGCUACCUUCUUUGCAUCACAGCUUACUCUGUCGGAUGCGCAAUUUCUCAUCGAUACCGCCGUCACCGGGAUUCUCUCCACCGAGACCAACGAGCCGUCCUUGCUUUAUAUGCUGGCUUAUAUCGCGGCCAGUGGGAAUGAAACCACACUCGGAACACUGGAUCGUCUUAUCGGGGUGGCUGGUGGGGCACAAGAAAGUCGCAUCAACGGAGGGACACAGCUGAUCGCGUUAAAGUUGGCAGACAGACUGGGUGCAGAGAAUAUCUACCUCCAAAGUCCUGUCCGCAGGAUUCAGCGCCACGAUGAGGGAUACCUCGUCGUCUCAGACCAGGUACAAAUCACAGCCAAGAGAGUCGUCGUGGCAAUGUCUCCUCCUCUGGCCGCACGGAUUGUAUACGACCCACCCCUCCCCCCAGGACGAGACCAUCUCACCCAGCGCAUGCCCAUGGGCUCCAUCGGCAAGGCAAUCGCCAUCUAUCCGACCCCAUGGUGGCGCAACCUGGGCCUCAACGCACAGGCCCUCGCCGAUACGGGCGUCAUUCGCAUCACCUACGACAACACACCAGUCGAUGAAUCCUUCGGUGCACUCAUGGGCUUCAUCGUCGCCGACGAAAUGCGACGCUUAGACAAGAUGAACCAGACAGAAAUGGCCGCCCUCGUCACCCAAAGCUUCGUGAACAUGUUCGGCCCAAACGCCGCGACCCCAAUCCAUGUGAUCAUCCAACGCUGGGACCUGGAAGAGUACUCGCGCGGUGGCCCAGUAGCAUACGCCCCUCCCGGCCUCCUCACCGACUACGGCGACUCUCUCCGCGAUCCCGUCAAAGGAAUCCACUUUGCCGGAACCGAAACAUCAACCUACUGGAUUGGAUACAUGGACGGGGCCAUCCGAUCGGGGGAACGAGUCGCAGCCGAGAUUCUUCAAACCAUCUAACCCCCAAA
Messenger RNA from Aspergillus sclerotioniger CBS 115572, 1588 nucleotides. Its product is annotated as flavin monoamine oxidase family protein. The transcript has a single exon. The record is from RefSeq and is a predicted model, not a curated record. Bases 150 to 1580 code for a protein of 476 amino acids. Lineage: Eukaryota; Fungi; Ascomycota; Eurotiomycetes; Eurotiales; Aspergillaceae. Gene Ontology annotation, molecular function: oxidoreductase activity.